Molecule: messenger RNA, 1294 nt
Organism: Astyanax mexicanus (Mexican tetra)
Lineage: Eukaryota; Metazoa; Chordata; Actinopteri; Characiformes; Acestrorhamphidae
Gene: ubl7b
Product: ubiquitin-like 7b (bone marrow stromal cell-derived)
Exons: 11
Coding region: 129-1256 (375 amino acids)
Biological process (GO): ubiquitin-dependent protein catabolic process
Cellular component (GO): cytosol
Molecular function (GO): polyubiquitin modification-dependent protein binding
Source: RefSeq, a predicted model, not a curated record
UCCGCUCCGGGGCUGUAGGGGGCGGAAGUGCUGAGGCUGAGCGCAGCGGCGCUGCUGUAUCAGCUGGAGAUAUUUAGCUUAGCUUAGCCUGUUGUUCUGUUUGAGAAUGUUCUGUGGGUUCUAGGAGGAUGGAUGAUCCGGGUUGGUAUCUCUCUCUGAAGCUGAUGGAUCGGCCCAAAGCCGUGUUCAGAUUCUCCGACACCGGAACCACCGAGCCGCGGCACUGCAGCGUCUCCACCCUCAAACAGCUGCUCUCCACCCAGCUACCAGACUCCCUACCGCACCCCGAGCUCAUGGAGCUGGUGCACUGCGGCUGUAAACUGAAAGAUCAUUUAACUCUCGAUUCCUACGAGAUCAAAUCAGGAUCCACUCUGCACAUCUUAAAGAAGGCGUGGCCAGAACCAGAUAUCAAACCAGAACCGGUGAACAGAACCGCUGCAGCGCGAGAGUUCCGUCUGCUUCAGGCUGCCAUGCACUCCAACGCCACCUACAGGGACGCAGUGUUUAAGAUGCUGAGUAAUAAAGAGUCUCUGGAGCAGAUUAUAGUGGCCUCCCCCGGCCUGAACUCUGACCCGGUAGCAUUAGGAGUUCUUCAGGAUAAGGAUUUGUUUGUACAGUUUACAGAUCCGGCGCUGCUGGAUGUUCUGAUCCCGGCUCACCCGGCGCUGGUGAACGCCGUGAUCCUGAUCCUGCACUCUGUAACCAGCAGCCUGCCCAGCCAAUCAGGAUCCAGCUCCUCCCGCAGUGCUGCACCCAGCUCCUACAGCGACAUGCCCGGAGGAUUUCUGUUUGAGGGGAUGUCUGAUGAUGAGGAGGACUUCCAGUCUGGAGGUCGUGCCGGGUCCUCCAGGCGCUCCAGAGGUCCGGCCGGGUCCAGACCCGUCAGUCUGGGGACCAGCAGCGGCGCCACCGGGCCUCGUCCCAUUACACAGAGUGAACUCGCUACUGCACUAGCCCUCGCCAGCACCCCGGAGAACACCACCUCUACCACGCCCAACACCACCGACGUGUCAGGUGGUGGCGGGUCGUCAGGAGCGGUCAGUACUCCGGUGAGCAGCAGUGUGUUCAGUCAGGCGCUGCAGGCGGCGCUGCAGGCGUCCGGCGUACCUGCCCUACAGGGCCGGUGGAGGGCGGAGAUGCAGCAGUUGAGGGAUAUGGGGAUCAGGGAUGAGGAUCUGGCGCUCAGAGCUCUUCAGGCUACAGAUGGAGAUCUGCAGGCGGCGCUGGAGCUGAUCUUCGCUGGAGGAGGAGUCUGAGGAUAUAUAAAUAUAUAAAUAAACAGCAUUAUCUAAAA